Messenger RNA from Chinchilla lanigera (long-tailed chinchilla), 2883 nucleotides. It is a transcript of the gene Ppp2r5b, whose product is annotated as protein phosphatase 2, regulatory subunit B', beta. Gene Ontology annotation, molecular function: protein phosphatase activator activity. The transcript has 15 exons. The coding region runs from base 595 to 2883 and encodes 762 amino acids. The record is from RefSeq and is a predicted model, not a curated record. Lineage: Eukaryota; Metazoa; Chordata; Mammalia; Rodentia; Chinchillidae. Gene Ontology annotation, cellular component: cytosol; nucleus; protein phosphatase type 2A complex. Gene Ontology annotation, biological process: signal transduction; protein dephosphorylation.
GAUGUCAUCCUGAGCAGCUGGGCGGCGGGCGCUGGUGAGCGCAGAGCCCGGGCUCCCUGUGCGCCGCGCUGCGCCGCGCGGGGUCCGAGUCCCCGACAUCUGCGGAGGAGCGUGGCGACCUUACCAGACCGGAGCCCAGCUGGCGCCCGUCCCCGACCCGGGGCUGAGUUGGGGGCAUGCCCCAGCGCCCCCGGAGGCCGGGAGGGAACCCAGGAGCGCCGCCGCCCAGCCCCAGCGCCCCGAGCGGCCGAACUGCUGCGGAGGAGCCCUAAACCGCCGCCCCCUCCCCGGGAGCAGCCCUGGGGGUCAGGGACCCAAAGUCUGGGUUUCUGAGAAAGCCACAGUGGGAACCCCAGCUCCACUCUUCUGGAACCCCAGGAAGGACCCGAGGCCUGAGCCAUCUCCUUUCCACCCUGCCUGCCCCCCAGGACUGGGCAGUUGCCAAAGGCCCUGGGGGGGGGCCCAGGACUGUGGUUGUGCCCCCCCCCAACGGACAGGAUGGGGCCGAGUUAGUCCACCCAGCCUCACCCAGCGUUCUCCAGGCCCGCAGGGAACCCCAGGGGCUCUGAAAGCUUGACUUGCUGCCUGCCCGCCAUGGAGACGAAGCUGCCCCCUGCGAGCACCCCCACCAGUCCCUCCUCCCCGGGGCUGUCGCCCGUGCCACCACCGGACAAGGUGGACGGCUUCUCCCGCCGGUCCCUCCGCAGGGCCCGACCCCGGCGCUCCCACAGCUCCUCUCAGUUUCGCUAUCAGAGCAACCAGCAAGAACUCACUCCACUGCCCCUGCUCAAAGAUGUGCCAGCCUCCGAGCUGCAUGAGCUGCUGAGCCGUAAGCUGGCCCAGUGUGGCGUGAUGUUUGACUUCCUGGACUGUGUGGCCGACCUGAAGGGGAAGGAGGUGAAGCGGGCAGCACUCAACGAGCUGGUGGAGUGUGUGGGAAGCACCCGGGGCGUCCUCAUCGAGCCUGUCUAUCCGGACGUCAUCCGCAUGAUCUCAGUGAAUAUCUUCCGGACCCUGCCCCCCAGUGAGAACCCGGAAUUUGACCCUGAAGAGGAUGAGCCGAACCUGGAGCCUUCGUGGCCACAUCUGCAGCUGGUAUAUGAGUUUUUCCUGCGUUUCUUGGAAAGCCCAGACUUCCAGCCCUCUGUGGCCAAGAGAUACGUGGAUCAAAAGUUUGUCCUGAUGCUCCUGGAGCUGUUUGAUAGUGAGGAUCCCCGAGAGCGAGAGUACCUUAAGACCAUCUUGCACCGGGUCUACGGCAAGUUCCUGGGUCUCCGGGCCUACAUCCGAAAACAGUGCAACCACAUUUUCCUUCGGUUCAUCUAUGAACUUGAGCAUUUCAAUGGCGUGGCGGAGCUGCUGGAGAUCCUAGGAAGCAUCAUCAAUGGCUUUGCGCUGCCCCUGAAGACUGAGCACAAGCAGUUCCUGGUUCGCGUCCUGAUCCCGCUGCAUUCUGUCAAGUCGCUGUCUGUCUUUCACGCCCAGCUGGCAUACUGUGUGGUACAGUUCCUGGAGAAGGAUGCCACCUUGACAGAGCAUGUGAUCCGGGGGCUGCUCAAAUAUUGGCCAAAAACCUGCACCCAGAAGGAGGUGAUGUUUCUUGGGGAGAUGGAAGAGAUUCUUGAUGUCAUCGAGCCUUCCCAGUUUGUAAAGAUCCAAGAGCCCCUGUUUAAGCAGGUGGCUCGCUGUGUUUCCAGCCCCCACUUCCAGGUUGCAGAGCGGGCUCUGUACUUCUGGAACAAUGAGUAUAUCCUGAGCCUCAUUGAGGACAACUGCCACACUGUGUUGCCUGCUGUGUUUGGGACCCUCUACCAAGUCUCCAAGGAGCACUGGAAUCAAACCAUCGUCUCUCUGAUCUACAACGUGCUCAAGACCUUCAUGGAGAUGAAUGGGAAGCUGUUUGAUGAGCUCACGGCCUCCUACAAGCUGGAAAAGCAGCAGCCCUUCUGUGCCAGUUUCCCACUGCAUCCUCCAGCCAGGGACUGUCUCCAUCCUUUAGUUCUCCAGGGACUGCCCUGCUGUGACUCCCUGUGGCUUCCUCCCCGACAGCCAGGCCAGCUCCUGUGCUGCUUGUGUGCAGGGAGCAGCAGAAGGCCCGGGAGCGCCAGGAGCUGUGGCAAGGAUUGGAGGAGCUGCGGCUGCGCCGACUACAGGGGACCCAGGGAGCCAGGGAGGCCCCACUGCACCGGCUCACACCGCAGGUGGCCACCAGUGGGGGUCAGAGCUAGAGCCCCUGGAAGGGGAGAAGCGAAGCCCAGAGCUUUUAGUCCCUCCAUCCCUUCUCCUGCCCAGGGGCCCAAGAGGCACACAUCUGGCCCUGGCCUUGCCAGCGUGGGCCCUGAGGACUCCCUGGCCAGCCCAGUGUGGGCAGCUUGCACUGGGGAGACGAGAAGACGAGAUGGUGGUCUUGGCAGCAGAACUCUCAGGCCCUUGUGGCAAGACUUGACCAGGGCAGGCUGGACCGGGAAGUGGCCAUCAGGGCUCUGGCCUGUCCAUAGUGCUGGGCUCUGGGGCGGACAGGCUUCCACCCCUGCUCCUGCCUGGGGCUGGGGCGCGCAGCACCUCACCUGCCCUGCCUUGGGCGGGCACCAUGUCCUUCCUCAUCCCACUGUGGGGCCUGGGGUCUAUUUAUUCUGCCCAGCUCACCUGCAACACAGACACUGUCCUGGCCCUGGGGCGUCCUCCUCCCCUCCACUCCCUCGCCCUGUCCUUCCUUGUCCCCUUUUUAUUUAUUGGGCAGAGGGAGGGGUGAGGGCACAGGCAAGAAGAGAGUCACAGUGUCCUGGGGCGAGGGGGGGCACAGUAAUCACAGUCUAUCCUCUUCUCCUGCCUGGGGAUAGACUUAAUAAAGAGAGAAACUCAAGAGCCGCUUGCUUUAUUUAG